Molecule: messenger RNA, 591 nt
Organism: Zymoseptoria tritici IPO323
Lineage: Eukaryota; Fungi; Ascomycota; Dothideomycetes; Mycosphaerellales; Mycosphaerellaceae
Exons: 2
Coding region: 1-591 (196 amino acids)
Source: RefSeq, a predicted model, not a curated record
AUGCAAGAUCCUCUCAAUCAUCGAUCAGUGGGAACGAGUCGUCGCGAUGAGCGCUUUCCCGCCAUCCCCAGCCACCACCAACCUGCCAUGAUUUUCCGACCAGGCUUGAGCAACGAAUCGACGCCUUCAACUGUUGUUCGAUUGAUUGUAUCGACCGUUGACUGCUUGGAUAUACACGACGGCUUCGACUGGAAAAGAGCUACGAUUGCUUAUCGACGACUGCGACAAGACCCAAAACGACAGACGACCAAUCGACAGCACCACGAGCUGCACAAGGCAAUACGCAGCCCAAUCACAUCGAACGACUUCCGAUCCAUACCGACAGUACCUUACAACUCCAACCUCGAGCACAAGUUGAACUCAUCGCCAUCACAAACCCUCCAACUCCACGACACAAGAUCGUCCAAAGCUGCUCAACCACACCACCAACGACAAGACGAAAUGAAAGGCAACAUCGUCAUCGCCAUUAUAAUCAUCAUCCUCUUCCUCGUUCUGGGUUUGAUCGGAUUCGGAAUCUACUGGGCACAGACACGAGUCGGCGGAGCCAGAGGAGGCAGUAGUACGGGUACGGGAACUUCAGAGGAAGCUUGA